Molecule: messenger RNA, 453 nt
Organism: Mucor mucedo
Lineage: Eukaryota; Fungi; Mucoromycota; Mucoromycetes; Mucorales; Mucoraceae
Exons: 4
Coding region: 1-453 (150 amino acids)
Source: RefSeq, a predicted model, not a curated record
AUGGAAAACUUAGUCAAAAGGCUCGCUACAACUCGUGUGUCGGAUAGACUUUGCGAUUUCAAGUCACUGUUCGCGUCCGAACCAUUUUCUCACAAUGGGUACUCAAAUCGUGGAUGCAAAUCCUCGUUUUGGGGUGUGAAAAUGGUGGUAAUUGCCAACCACCCUAACCUUACUGAUGAUCAGGUCGACAUGGAAAAUUUAGUCAAAAGGCUCGCUACAACUCGUGUGUCGGAUAGACUUUGCGAUUUCAAGUCACUGUUCGCGUCCGUAACACUUUUUGGGUGCUCAAAUCGUGGAUGUAAAUCCUCGUUUUGGGGUGUGAAAAUGGUGAACCCUGUGCUCGCUACUCACGUAUAUGUGUCUGAAGUAACCACCCCAACCUUACUCACUGAUGAUCAGGUCGACAUGGAAAAAUUUAGUCAAAAGGCUCGCUACAACUCGUGUGUCGGAUAG